AUGCCUCCGCUGCACUGGCUCUCCUCCAACCAGGUGGCGGAGGCGGCGCCGCUGGAGUUCAGCGUGCUGUUCCUGUACCUGGGCGGGCUGCUGGCGCUGCUGGGCUUCGGCACGUUCCUCGUCGUGCGCCAGGUGCUCGUGAAGCGCGAACUCGAAAACGCCGCCAAGGAGCUCCAGGAUCGCGUGCGGUCGGGCGAGGCAUCGAGCGAGGAGUACUUCGAGCUGGGCGCCAUCAUGCUGCGCAAGAAGUUCUUCGUGGUGGCCAACAAGUACCUCGAACUCGCCAUCGCCAAGUGGGAGGGCGACGAACAGGAACUCGCUCAGGUUUACAACGCGCUGGGGUUCAGCUACUUCAGUGAGGAGAAGCUCAAAGAGGCGGUGAAGGCGUAUGAGAAGGCCGUCAGCCUGCAGCCCGCGUACGUGACGGCGUGGAACAACCUGGGGGACGCACUGGAGAGGCAGAAGGAGUGGGCGCGCGCCCUCAAGGCGUACGACACGGCGCUGGUAUACGACCCCUCCAACCGCAUUGCUGUCGGCCGCGCCAAGGACCUCCGCCAGCGCGUCGAGCGGCUACGCUACUGA
Messenger RNA from Closterium sp. Naga37s-1, 582 nucleotides. The record is from the annotation of a GenBank genome assembly. NCBI's taxonomy places the organism in Eukaryota, Viridiplantae, Streptophyta, Zygnematophyceae, Desmidiales, Closteriaceae.